AUGGCGACCAUUGAAAUAAGAUCAGUGAUAAAGCAUUUAGUUGUGCAGCAAAAAAAGUUAUCUGAAAUAUAUCAAGAACUUGUUGAUACAUAUGGUCAAGAUGCACACAGCUAUAGUGUUACUAAAUACUGGGCAAACGAGUGGAAGUGCGGACGGGAAACGGCUGCAAAUGUACCAAGUCUUGGCAGACCCAUGGAAAUUGAUUAUUCAACUGUAACCCCCAUUAUUAAGAAACAGAUGCAAGAGGACCGCCGGAUUUCAAUUUCAAGGUUAGCAGACGAAUACAAUCUAUCCCUUACGACUCUGUUCAGAAUCAUAAGAAACGAUAUUGAGCUCAAAAAAUUGACUACAAAAUGGAUUCCACAUGUUUUGUCUGAGGCUAACAAAGCAAAACGUAAAGCGUGUUGUGAGGCUGCGCUUUCUUUGUAUAACAAGCAACCGAAUGCUUUUUUGAAGUCUAUUUUGACUAUGGAUGAGACUUGGGUCUACACUUAUGACCCUGAGACUGUGCAAGAAGCUAUGGAAUGGGUAAAAAGCAAAGAAGAAGUCUCCCAAAGACCAAGACUGAACCGUAAUGUCGCUUAA
Molecule: messenger RNA, 585 nt
Organism: Tetranychus urticae (two-spotted spider mite)
Lineage: Eukaryota; Metazoa; Arthropoda; Arachnida; Trombidiformes; Tetranychidae
Source: RefSeq, a predicted model, not a curated record